ACAAAAAAAUCGCUACUAGAACUCGUCCACAUUAAAAAACAUUUAUGGGAUAAAAGGUACUUAUUGUUCUCUAAAUUCGACCAAGGAAUCAUGAUGGACAUUGAAUCAUUUUACUCCGUUUGUCCCGAGAUCUUAAGCAAACAUAUAGCAUUGAGAUGCCCUGGUCUAGACGUCGCUAUGGAUCCGUUUUGUGGUGCUGGUGGAAACGUCAUCCAAUUGGCCAAGAGAUACAAACACGUAAUCGCAGUGGAUAUCGAUGCUAAUAAAUUAGAAUUCGCCAAAAGAAACGCCGAGAUUUAUGGUGUCAGGGAGAAAAUUACAUUUAUACAGGGAGACUUCUUCGAAAUUGCAGAAACUUUGAAAAAAUAUAAGCCACAAGUCAUAGUGACGUCUCCCCCAUGGGGCGGCCCAUCGUAUAAGAAACACGAAGUUUACAGUCUCGAGAAGCAUAUGUGUAAAGACUACGAAGGAGGCGGUAGAAAACUCUUCGACCUGCUGAGAAGUAUUGCACCCAACGUAGCACUGCACAUACCUAAAACUACAGGUCGAAACGAGUUAAUACAAUUUGGAAAAUUAUUCGACCUCAACAUGGAAAUUCAACACAAUUAUAUCGACGAAAGUCACGAUUGGAUAACUGCAUUUUUCGGUCGAUUUUUCAAUAUGAAAACGAAAUUCUUAUCUAACGACAACAAACUUUAUUCAGCUCAAGACCGACUUAACCAGUACAAGAACACCGUAACUCCGAAAGAAACGCAGUCUAAACAGUAUGGCACAGAGAAUACAGAUAUGAACCCAUAUGAAGUUAAAGUAAAAUACUGCAAAGAACGAAAUCUCAACACUGACAUAACAAAAAAAGGCCUAUGUACUAAGAAACCAACAUUAAAACUAGGCGAGACGCAAAAAAUAAUAAUAGUUCAAAAACGAACGAAAACAUGUUAUCUUGUACACUCUAUGGAGAGUAGAAAUUCUGUUAUCACCUUGUGCGAUAAACUACGCGAAAUGGAAAAUAACUUGAGACGCAUCCAGAAAGUUGAAAAGUACGACAUGUGCUUGAUAUUUUUUGGCGCUGAAUGGUACCGUGGGAAAAUUAUGGACGAGACGAACGAGGGUAUGUUAAAAAUUUACUUGAUUGACAUAGCACAAACGAUGUUGUUUAACCGAAAAGAUGUCUAUGAGAUUCCAAAGCAAUUUGAAGGAGAGUCUUUAUUAAUUGAAAUUGUCGUAACACCUCCGCCAAAAGAAAUACUAACUACUGUUUAUGCUAACGUAGAAGCAAUAAAAACUAUUGUACCGAGUACGGUGGUGAAACUGAUUUGAUUAUAAAUUACUAUAAACCCAACCAAACCCCUCCUAUUCAUUUGCAUUCGACAGUCAAUGUCUAUAUUCCUUAAUGUUGUUAACAGAAGAUUACGGGCU
Messenger RNA from Daktulosphaira vitifoliae (grape phylloxera), 1416 nucleotides. RefSeq lists its product as uncharacterized. The transcript is spliced from 4 exons. The coding region runs from base 91 to 1317 and encodes 408 amino acids. Gene Ontology annotation, cellular component: nucleus. Lineage: Eukaryota; Metazoa; Arthropoda; Insecta; Hemiptera; Phylloxeridae. Gene Ontology annotation, biological process: 7-methylguanosine RNA capping; 7-methylguanosine cap hypermethylation. The record is from RefSeq and is a predicted model, not a curated record. Gene Ontology annotation, molecular function: RNA cap trimethylguanosine synthase activity.